AUGCCAACCAUCAACCCUCACUACUCUCCAUUGGUGCCCGGCGCCAAUCUCAGUUCUGACCGCAACACAGAAUCGUACGGUAGACCGAACGCAGCAUUCAAUCGACAACCCGCUUCUCCCUCUGCCCAAACUCCUUUGAUGCAUUCGUCUUCCCUUCGUCGGCCUAGCCCGACGGGAUCCGCUCCCUCUUCGUCCCACUCGUCCGGUCACACUCCGGCUUCUAGCACUCGUCCACUAGCUCAACCCAGUAACUAUGGAAGCUCCUCCUCAUCGCUCAGCUCGGGUCGUCGGUAUGCACCAGGCGGAUUCACGGCUGUGGGACAAUCUGGAGCGACAGCUAUGGCUGCCGCUGCUCGGACGCAGCGAGAUGCCAAUGCUUCAGGCGUCAGUUCGUUAGGAUCGAACGAUUCCUUCGACAAACGCCUAAGUAGCGCUUCCGAAAAGUAUUCCUACGCUGCUCCAGUAGCAUUUACUUCCCUGCCCGACUCGUGGGGAAGGCCUGGUACUAUUGAAGAUGAUGAUUAUCUCCACGAUCCAAAGAUUGGCAAAUCGCCAAACAGUCGUGGUUCCAUCUUUACCCUUCGUGGGCUAGUCAACAUCGGAACGGUCGCGCUUCUCGCUGCUGGUCUGCUCAUGCUGUUCGGUGGAUACCCACUCAUGUACCAUAUUCUCCAAGAGCAAGAAAGCAACAAGGGUGGUUUCGGUAUGGGAGGAACCAACAGCAGCGGGCAGAUUCCCGAAAACUUUCGCGGCCUCAUCGACCCUGACACGCCACGGUCGGCAUAUCGCCGAAGAAGCAUCGACGGUCAACGAAACAUGAACCUUGUCUUUAGCGACGAAUUCAACGUCGACGGUCGAUCAUUUUAUCCGGGUGACGAUCCCUUUUGGGAAGCAGUGGACCUUCAUUACUGGGGAACAGGCGACUACGAAUGGUGAGUUCAACAGCAGUGCGCGGUACCGUCAUUUCUGAUUGACUGAACGCAACGUUGCCCUUAAAGGUACGACCCUUCCGCUGUCACUACCGAGGGAGGUAACAUGGUCAUCACCAUGAUCGAGCAUGCCCACAGAAAUAUGAACUUCCGAAGCGGCAUGGUGCAGUCUUGGAACAAAUUCUGCUUCACUGGAGGUCACAUCGAAUUCCGCGUCAGACUCCCAGGCGCUCACGACAUUCCUGGUGGGUUCGACAAUCUCGCACACGUGCUCUGCGCAAACGACGCCACCCAAGACUGAUGUGAUAUAUUCUUACCCUCACCGUGCAGGUCUUUGGCCCGCUGCGUGGACCAUGGGUGCGUGUCUACAGAGUGCAGUGUGGGCCGAGCUGACGAGAAGGCUGUGGGCGUGGGGCUCGCCUGCUGCGCCAUUCGAUCCGACCUGAAUCUUACUCUGACGUGCUCUGGCCCCUUCACCCACCACACUCGCACUCACAUAGGCAAUCUCGGACGCGCUGGUCACGGUGCGAGCACAGAAGGUGAGUUGCUCCAGCGUUCUCCGAUGCUGCGCUCGUGCUGACACAUGAGCACUUCUCCGCAUUGGCAGGGUACGUCGCUUGA
This is a messenger RNA of Ceraceosorus bombacis, 1550 nucleotides long. The record is from the annotation of a GenBank genome assembly. Lineage: Eukaryota; Fungi; Basidiomycota; Exobasidiomycetes; Ceraceosorales; Ceraceosoraceae.